CUUCCUUCUUCUUCUUUGUGAAAACUCGAAGCAGUUAGAGGAACAAAAACCCAGAGGCUUUGAAUUGAGAGAAGCCUGAUUUUCAAGAACCCUAAAUUACCCCAUCAUUUUCUUCUCGAUCUUUUCCUUCGUCCUCUUCCAAAUUUCCAUAAUCUUUAUGUAAAUGCAUCUGAAAAAAUCAUCUGGAACAGAAAGACGAUUAAUCGGGAAAGAAACCGCCGGUUGUUUAUCCUCCGAUUCGGAUCCUAACCCAAUCCCUAAUCCGAUUCACCAUCAUCCUUGUCCUUUCCAACUUCAGAGCCUAGAUAAAUCCCCAUGUCGAACCGCCAUUGAUUCAGGCGCAGGCUUCACUGUGUAUAAUCAUCCGCAAGGUCAGAGUCAUUUCACGGUUGAUAUCCCGGAUUCAUCGCCUCAAAUCCCAAUCUCGACUCCGCACAAAAGGUCUGUGGUGGCUCAACCGUCUAAUACGUUUAAUCACGCCGCCGGCGUUGACAAUUUCCGACGAAGAGGCGCCAGAGCACGCUUGGGAUCGAUUUCUUCUUUCUUCCCGUCGAAUCUUUUGUCUUUUCUAUCAUCGUAUCGAUUAACGCUACCGUUCGCGACUGAUCGGUUCGUGAGGAAGCUCCUCCGCCAUAUCCUUCGAGCCCGUUUGAUUUGUUUCCACCUUCGUUUCCUGCUGCUUCUCGCCGUCCCUCCUUUAUACGUCUUCUUUCUCGUAAUCAGCUUCCGUAUCUUUCUUCUGCUAGUCUUUGCGAGUAUCGCUCUCUCCUUCGUCCUCGCGCUCUCUCUCAAAUUCGCUCUACCUCACUUACCCUCGAUCCGCCUGUUUAUCGCUCGACUGUUGACCCUCAAGCUUAUCCCCGACAGAUUCUCUUCCUCUCUGCCGAGCACGAAGAAAGUUGUUUGGUCAAUCGGCUCGAAGCCAGUCGCGGAGAGUAAGACCAGCUCAGGCUCUUGGGUUCAGAAGUAUGGCACCAGUGAUGUGUAUGAGGGAGAGUUUCACAGAGGCAAGUGUUCAGGAAGUGGAGUUUAUUACUAUUCCAUGAAAGGCAGAUACGAAGGAGAGUGGAUUGAUGGGAAAUAUGAUGGGUAUGGAGUAGAAACAUGGGCUAAAGGAAGUAGGUACCGAGGUCAAUACAGGCUUGGGCUAAGACAUGGAAUCGGAGUGUAUAGAUUUUUCACAGGAGAUGAGUAUGGUGGUGAGUGGUCCAAUGGGCAGUGCCAUGGGUGUGGUGUAUAUACCUCUGAGGAUGGAAGUAGAUAUGUUGGAGAGUUCAAAUGGGGUACCAAACAUGGCCUUGGUCGUUACAAUUUCAGAAAUGGCGAUGCAUAUGCAGGGGAGUACUUUGCAGACAAGAUGCACGGUUUCGGAGUGUAUAAAUUCGAAAAUGGGCAUAAGUAUGAAGGAGCUUGGCAUGAAGGAAGAAGGCAAGGGCUCGGUAUGUACACUUUCAAGAAUGGUGAGACACAGGCUGGUCAUUGGGAAAACGGUAUUCUCAGUUGUGCUAGCGAGCAGACUAUCCGUCCUGGAUCAUCUUUUACAAUCAGCCAUUCCAAAGUUGUUGACGCUGUUGAGAAAGCAAGGAAAGCAGCUGAGAAAGCAGGUGAAGUUGUGAAAGUGGAAGAGAGAAUCAACAGAGUGGCGAUGGCUGCAAACAGAGCUGCGAAUGCCGCUAGAGUCGCGGCCGUGAAGGCUGUCCAAUCACAAACCUUUCACAGGAGUUAGCAUCAACAUAUGUUAAAAAUCUCAUAGGUCAUUUAGUUUUUGCUCUUUUUCUUUUACUAAGCUAGUUUCAAACCUUUUAGAUAUAUGAGGCCUUUAGAUAACAGAAAAGGUAUCUUUGUAAAUCACAACAAUACAGUUGGCUAUGAUCAUGGAUUGCCACUGGCAUUACACAAUCUCAAACUUGUAGCCAAACUUCAUUAAACAAGUAGAAAUCUGGUCGAUCAGUUUUAUAACCGAAGAUCGGCUUAUGAUAAGGCGGUCUAUGAUCAAAUCUGUAUCUCUUCUUGUUUGUCUAUCUGUAUUUCUUCUUGUUUGGAAACAAGAUACUGAAAUACAC
Molecule: messenger RNA, 2063 nt
Organism: Thlaspi arvense
Lineage: Eukaryota; Viridiplantae; Streptophyta; Magnoliopsida; Brassicales; Brassicaceae
Source: the annotation of a GenBank genome assembly